Molecule: messenger RNA, 4672 nt
Organism: Pelmatolapia mariae (spotted tilapia)
Lineage: Eukaryota; Metazoa; Chordata; Actinopteri; Cichliformes; Cichlidae
Product: NLR family CARD domain-containing protein 3-like
Exons: 11
Coding region: 282-3485 (1067 amino acids)
Biological process (GO): intracellular signal transduction
Molecular function (GO): protein binding
Source: RefSeq, a predicted model, not a curated record
UUUCACUUCCUGAACUUCGUUUUUCUGACAUCUCCAUGUGAAGCUUCAUGUGAAGUCCCUCGACAGUCCUGCCUCUGCACUCCUGUUGAGUGGGGAGCAACAUCUGUAGCCACCCAGACCUGCGGAGAAAGAAGAGGGAAACAUCAGCGGCCUGUGGCAGCUGGCCGAACUACAGCCUUGACGUGGAGCCAUCUCCUCAUGGCAAGGACUGGCCGGGUCUCCACUGUCAGCGGUGAAGGUGGAAAGUGUGUGUGAGCUGAUGUGGAUGUGAAUUCAGCAGCAUGGAUCAGUGUGAGGACAGAGAGGAGGGAGUCCCUCCCUCUAAAACCACUCUGUGUGGGGAACAUGAGAGCCAGACCAAAGCUCAGAGGAACCAACCUGGACCUCCACCCAGCUGUGUGUCCUUAAAGAGUGACCAGUCUAAAGCUGACAUGAUUGGUUUUAAAGUCCAGCCUAUGUCUGCUGCAGAGAGAGUGGACCAGGAGAGCUCAGAGGUUCCCAGUAGUCAGUCUGCCCAGCAGCAUCAAACAGAACUGGACUCAAUAUUUAUGCUGCUGGAGGACAACAUCAUCACUUUCAUAAAGAACGAGCUGAAGAAGAUACAGAAGGUUCUGAGUCCAGAUUACCCAACUGCUCAUCAUUCUCAGAUGGAGGAUGAUGAGCGGAAGAGGAGCAGCAGUGAGGCAUUUCUGAAGAUCACACUAGACUUCUUGAGGAGAAUGAAGCAGGUGGAGCUGGCUAACCGUCUGCUGAGCAGAAUUCCCAUGGGAGGUUUAGAACCAAAUCUUAAGUCUUUCUUGAAGAAGAAGUUUCAGUGUGUCUCUGAGGGGAUUGCUAAAUCAGGAAAAACAACCCUUCUGAAUCAGAUCUACACAGAGCUCUACAUCAUAGAGGGAGGGACUGCAGAGGUCAAUGAUGAACAUGAGGUCAGACAAAUUGAGACAGCAUCCAGGAAAAUAGACAGUCUAGAAACAACAAUCGGACAAGAAGACAUCUUUAAAGCCUCACCUGGAAGAGAUGAACCAAUCAGAACAGUGCUGACAAAGGGUGUGGCUGGCAUUGGGAAAACAUUCUUAACACAGAAAUACACCCUCGACUGGGCUGAAGGCAAAGCCAACCAGGACAUCCGGUUCAUAUUUCCAUUCACUUUUAGAGAGCUGAAUGUGCUGAAAGAGGAAAAGUUCAGCUUGGUGGAACUUGUUCAUCACUUUUUUACUGAAACCAAAGAAGCAGGAAUCUGCAGCUUUGAAGAGUUUAAAGUUGUGUUCAUCUUUGAUGGUCUGGAUGAGUGUCGACUUCCUCUGGACUUCCACAAAACUACAAUCCUGACUGACCCUAGAAAGCCCACCUCAGUGGAUGUGCUGCUGAUAAACCUCAUCAGGGGGAAACUGCUUCCCUCUGCUCGCCUCUGGAUAACCACACGUCCUGCAGCAGCCAAUCAGAUCCCUCCUGACUGUGUUGACAUGGUGACAGAGGUCCGAGGGUUCACUAACUCACAGAAGGAGGAGUACUUCAAAAAGAGAUUCAGAGAUAAGAAGGCCAGCAGGAUCAUCUCCCACAUCAAGGCAUCACGAAGCCUCCACAUCAUGUGCCACAUCCCAGUCUUCUGCUUGAUCACUGCUACAGUUCUGGAGGAUGUGCUGAGAACCAGAGAGGGAGGACAGCUGCCCAAGACCCUGACUGAGAUGUACAUCCACUUCCUGGUGGUUCAGGCCAAAGCGAAGAAGGUCAAGUAUGAUGGAGGAGUUGAGACAGAUCCACACUGGUGUCCAAAGAGCAAGAAGAUGAUUGAGUCUCUGGGAAAACUGGCUUUUGAUCAACUGCAGAAAGGAAACCUGAUCUUCUAUGAAUCAGACCUGACAGAGUGUGGCAUCAAUAUCAAAGCAGCCUCAGUGUACUCAGGAGUGUUCACACAGAUCUUUAAAGAGGUGAGAGGACUGUACCAGGACAAGGUGUUCUGCUUCAUCCAUCUAAGUGUUCAGGAGUUUCUGGCUGCUCUUCAUGUCCACAUGACCUUCAUCAACUCUGGAGUCAAUCUGCUGGAAGAACAACAAACAAUCACCAAGAAAUCUAAAUUAUUGAAUGAACCAAAACUCCAUUAUAUCCACCAGAGUGGUGUGGAUAGGGCCUUACAGAGUCCAAAUGGACACCUGGACUUGCUCCUCCGCUUCCUCCUGGGUCUUUCACUGCCGACCAAUCAGACUCUUCUACAAGGGCUGCUGACACAGACAGGAAGUAGCUCACAGACCAAUAAGAAAACAGUCCAGUAUAUUAAGGAGAGGAUCAGUGAGAAUCUGUCUGCAGAGAAAAGCAUCAAUUUGUUCCACUGUCUGAAUGAACUGAAUGAUCGUUCUCUAGUGGAGGAGAUCCAACAGUGGAUGAAAUCAGGAAGUCUCUCGACAGAUAAACUGUCCCCUGCUCAGUGGUCAGGUCUGGUCUUCAUCUUACUGUCAUCAGAAAAAGAUCUGGAUGUGUUUGACCUGAAGAAAUAUUCAGCUUCAGAGGAGGCUCUUAUGAGGCUGCUGCCAGUGGUCAAAGCCACCGACAAAGCCCUACUGGAUGGCUGUAAUCUCUUAGGAAGAAGCUGUGCAGCACUGUCCUCUGUUCUCAACUUCCAGUCCUCUAGUCUCAGAGAGCUGGACCUAAGUAACAACGACCUGCAGGAUUCAGGAGUGAAGCUUUUCUCUGAAGGACUGAAAGAUCCACAUUGUAAACUGGAAUCUCUCAGUCUGUCAGGCUGUCUGAUCACAGAGGAAGGCUGUACUUCUCUGGCCUCAGCCCUGAUCUCCAACCCCUCCCAUCUGAGAGGGCUGGACUUGAGCUACAACCACCCAGGAGACACAGGAAUAAAUCUGCUUUUGGCUGGACUGAAGGAUCCAUGCUGGAGACUGGACACACUCAGGGUGGAGCCUGCUGGAGAACAAUGGUUGACACCAGGUCUGAGGAAGUAUUCCUGUCAACUCACAAUCGACACGAACACAGUACACACAAACCUCAAACUGUCUGACAACUACAGGAAUGUGGCACAUGUGGAGGAGGUUCAGUCAUAUCCUGAUCAUCCAGACAGAUUUGAUGUUUGGCCUCAGCUGCUGUGCAGAAAUGGUCUGACUGGUCGCUGUUACUGGGAGGUCGAGUGGAGUGGAAGAGUUGACAUGUCAGUGAGUUACAGAGGCAUCAGAAGGAAAGGAGACAGUUAUGACUGUGUGUUUGGAUACAAUGAUCAGUCCUGGAGUCUGAACUGCACUGAUAAUGGUCCUGAUUCCGUCUGUCACGAUAACAGUCGAACAUCCAUCUCCUCCUCCUCCUCCUCCUCCUCCGUCUCUAACAGAGUAGCAGUGUAUGUGGACUGUCCUGCUGGCACUCUGUCCUUCUACAGAUUCUCCUCUGACACUCUGAUCCACCUCCACACCUUCAACAACACAUUCACUGAAACUCUUUAUCCUGCAUUUUAUUUCUUUCCUUGUGCCUCAGUGUGUCUGUGCUGAGUUGAGAGAAAGAGUGUCCUCCUGUUAGAGAAACACUCUGACUGUUGAACUGAUAGUUCAGUCUGUACAUGUCUGUUUCUUUCACUCAGAAACACAUUUUCAGAUUCAUGGAUUCAAUGAGUUGAUGACUGUUCUAAAUGAUUCCUUGUAAACUUCUUCCUCUUCAGUCCUUUAAAGAUGGAACCAUGAUUAUUCCAAGAUCCACGUUGUUGUUUUUUUCCACUCGAGGCUUCACAGUAAAUAUCAGUAUGAUGUGUUUCUCUGACGCACAGUUCACAACCAGCUCCUCUUCAUUUUCAAUAGGUCUGAGCUCAUUAUAAUGAAUGUUUGAUUUCUCUUUCUUAAUGUGAUUUUUCCAUAAUUCUUAAAUAAGUGGACAUCCAAUAUUUUUCAGUCAAUGUGGAAAUGAGCAAGUUUCCUGAGGCAGUAUUUGAAUAAAAUAUUCAAGACAUUCAGUGUCUCUCGUGUUUGUGUCAUUUUAUAAAAUCAGCUGCUUUUAAAAACUGAUCCAAUCAAAGAAACAUCGACUGUCACUAACAUCUCCUUGAACUCUUCAUCAGUGGUGAUUUUUCGCCCUCUCCUGCCGAGAAGAUGAAUUGCAUGAUGUCAUUUUAAUUAACACACAUGACAUGAAGUGUUUUUCAAUCUACCUUUUCUAGCAGGAGAGGCACAGAGAUGAGUCCACUGUCAGAGGCCAUAUGAAGAUCAUUUCUAACCUUUACUAAAGCUACUUUUUUGUGCUGUGAUGGACUCUUUCCGACAGAAAAUAGAGCAAGUGCAAUCAUAUAAAUAUCUUGGGACUAUAAUCAAUGAAAAACUGAACUUUGAUGAGAAUUGCAAAUCGGCCUGUAAAAAGGGUCACCAUCGCCUUUACUGCCUCAGGAAACUUGCUCAUUUCCACAUUGACUGAAAAUUUUUAACUUUGUUUUAUCAUUCUUUUAUUGAGUCUGUUUUAUCUUUUUGUUUGGUAACAUGAUUUGGUCAGACCUCUGUCACAGAGAAAAACUCACUGAAUCAUAUAGUGAGAUGGUCCAGUCGUCUGAUAGGUGAGUCACAGUCCUGUUUAGCCUCCCUGUACUCUACACAAGUACAACAGAUGGCUUAAUCAAUUCUUAAAAAUGGUUCCCAUCCUGUAAGGGGUGAAUUUCAGCUUCUUUCCCCAGGAGGGAGGUUCCUAUUUUCAAGAU